Messenger RNA from Protopolystoma xenopodis, 474 nucleotides. The record is from the annotation of a GenBank genome assembly. Lineage: Eukaryota; Metazoa; Platyhelminthes; Monogenea; Polystomatidea; Polystomatidae.
AUGCCAGAUCUAAAUAAGUCGGUUCCGGCCGCGACAUCGGCAGGAAGAAAACGCUCUCUUUCUCCUAGCUUGCGCUCCAAGCCUGGUAAAUCUAAUGUUGCCGCUACCAAACGGCGUUCACGUUCUCGAUCACGGGAAGUGAGCAGACGCACUGGGGGUGUGACCCAGAAGAAUGCUUUGAAGCGACGCGCCACCUCUGAAUCUUCAAAAUCUUCAUCAUCCUCGUCCUCAGGUUCUUCCACAUCAAGUGGUUCGAGCAGUUCCUCAGCCUCAUCUUCAUCGGCCUCAACUGAUUCGUCACGAUCUCAAUCAAGAUCACCCCGUCGGCGUCAUCCGACCAGCAAACCCCCAACUAUUAAAUCAAAAGCGGCUGAUAGUCAGACUCAGCAAAAGCCUUCUCUCACAGGACACUCGGGCGGGGAUACAAGUGGGCGAGCUAGACAAUCUAAUGACAAAUCCAGACCAACAGCCUGA